Molecule: messenger RNA, 9013 nt
Organism: Micropterus dolomieu (smallmouth bass)
Lineage: Eukaryota; Metazoa; Chordata; Actinopteri; Centrarchiformes; Centrarchidae
Gene: obsl1b
Product: obscurin like cytoskeletal adaptor 1b
Exons: 29
Coding region: 143-7726 (2527 amino acids)
Molecular function (GO): protein binding
Source: RefSeq, a predicted model, not a curated record
UAUUUUACUUUGAAUACCCUGGACUCAGCCACUCUGUUUAAAUUUGCAGUGCAGAAGUUGGACUGUCUUUCCCCAGUGAAUAACUGCUACCUCUUACUCUCCUGGGCUUCUUAAGUGAGGUGAGGCUGACAAAGAAGCAGAAAUGGAUGUGUUUGGUGGUGCACCACGUUUUUUGGCCUAUCCAAGACCUGUGAUGGUACAAAGCGGAACUGAUGCAGUCCUAAAGUGUCAAAUUGGCGGGGAUCCAAGACCUGCAGUUAUCUGGGAGCGAAACAAUGAAAAGAUCGACCCACAGGGACGAUAUAGGGUGUUUGAGGAUGGAAAUGUUUACAAUCUGAUCAUUUCAGCUGUGACCACAGAGGAUAGUGGCCAGUACAUAUGCAAAGCAAAGAACAGCAUUGGGGAAACAUAUGCAGCAGCAACACUGAAGGUGGAAGGUGAGGCACAAGAAAUGGAGUUACGAGAGGAAAAUAAGCCACGAUUCCUCAUCAAGCCCCUCUCCACUCGCGUUGGCCGUGGGGAAGAUGCUGUCUUCUCUUGUAAGCUCUGGGGAAACCCACGACCAGAGGUUGUCUGGGAAAAGGAUGGCAGGAAACUCAAUGAAAUAUUUGAAAGCACACAUUUCAGCGUUGGCUACCAGGACGGUGGAUGGUUCCAGCUCAAGAUUUUUAAGACUCGUGCGCCAGAUGGUGGUGUAUAUACAUGCAAAGCCAGGAAUGAGUUCGGGGAAGCAUUGGCAGGAGCAGUGUUGCUCGUUGAUGCAGGCCCAGGACAUGAGGAAGAAGGAAAUCGUAAUGGCUACACAAAUGGUCACUGGAAAGCCCAACAGGGAAAACAGAGGACCGGAAGGCAAGUGCAAAACCGGCUCAAAGACGACACCAUGACCAAGUCAACGAAAGUGAAAAUGUUUGCCGUGACAGAGGGUAAACAUGCCAAAUUCCGCUGCUUUGUGACUGGGAAACCCAAACCAGAAAUAAUUUGGAGGAAAGAUGGCAGGCUGAUACUGUCCGGAAGGCGUUAUUUGUUAUAUGAGGACAGAGAAGGAUACUUCACACUUAAAGUUCUGUACUGUAAGCAGAAGGAUAACGGAGUUUAUGUUUGUGCUGCGUCAAAUACUGCAGGGCAAACCCUCAGUGCCGUACACCUCUCCGUAAAAGAGCCGCCUGUGCGGUUCAAGCAGCCUCUUAUUGAUCUAGAAGUAUGGGAACGAGAUUUGGCUGUUCUCGAGUGUGAAGUUCCAGAGGACUCUGUUCCCAUCACAUGGUAUCUGGAGGAUAGACGAUUGCAGCCAGGGGCCAAAUAUGGAAUGGAGGAGUGGGGAACAAAACGGCGACUAACUAUCCGUGACAUUGGAGUUGACGAUGAUGGGAUUUACCUCUGCGAGAUGCCCGAUGGGGGGAGAAGCAUUGCAGAGGUAGCUGUGAAAGGGACAAUUUUGCGGAAGCUUCCAAGAAAAGUGGAUGUAUUGGAAGGUGAAAAUGCUGCCUUUUGUGUUGAAGUGGAAAAAGAGGAAAUGGACAUACAUUGGUACAAAGAUGGCAUAGAGCUGCGUGAAACCCAUCAGACCAUCCUAAAGUCCUUUGGGAGAACUCACAUCCUGGUUUUUGUUAAUACAAUGCCCCAAGACUCUGGCCUUGUAAUUUUCCUUGUAGGCAGAUCCAAGACUUCCUCUCAGCUGAGAGUGAAAGCGGCCAGACACUGUCCUCCCAGUUGUCCAGUGGGUGUGCAGAUCAACACAGAGCGGGCUAAUGCUGCUCUUCUUUCAUGGGUUCCUGCUCAGGACUCGCGAAAGAACCCUCCAUCUGGAUAUGUGCUUGAGCGACAAGAAGUGGGCACUGGCUCACAGGAGUGGCUACAGUGCCUGACCACUGAUUCUGCAACUUCUGUGGAGAUCCUUGGUGACAGCGUACCAUGUGAAGCUGAUUAUCGAUUUCGAAUUUGCAGUGUCAACAAAUACGGAAAGAGCAACAAUGUUGAGUUCCCUAGAGCUGUUCAUUUGGUUCCAGUUGCCAGAAUACAGGCUCCCUUACAGGAUGCCUUAGUGCCAGAGGGGCAAGAUGCCCUCUUCUCUAUUGAACUCUCUGCUUCAGUUAUUGGUACAUGGUUCUUAAAUGGUACUCAACUUCAGGAUGAUGAACGUUAUUCCAUGCGUCGGUCACGAACACACCAAUCUCUUCGCAUUCGCGGAGUACGUGAUACAGACAAUGGAGCUGAGAUCACAUUUAUUGCCUAUGGCAUCCGGGAUUCUGCAGCACUGUACAUUCAAGCUCCUCUUGUCAAGUUUUCAUCACUGUCAGAGAUGGAUCGAAACAAAUUUGUAGAAAUUGGGAACCCCAUUGUUCUCUACUGCGAGCUGUCAGACCCUGCAGCUCCAGUGCACUGGUACAAGAACGGGGUGGAAUUACAAACAGUGGAUGGUCUUCAUAUCCAAUCAGAGGGUACCAUGAGAAGAAUUGUCAUCCAAUCAGCAGAAUUCUCGCAUUCAGGAGUGUAUUGCUGUGAUGCCAUUGAUGACGUCAUCAGGUUCAAUGUGGAAGUAGAGGCUCCACCUGUGAGAAUUGCAACACUUUACGAGACUGAGAGGAACAAGUCUGUUGAAGUUGGUGAACCCAUAGUGCUGCAAUGUGAGAUAUCAGAUCCUAACGCCCAAGUUACUUGGUACAAGGAUGGAAUAAAACUACAUGAAGCAGUUGGGCAAGACAUGCUGGCAGAGGGUUCCAUAAGAACGCUGGCUUUCCAGUCGGCGAUGCUGUCUCAUGCAGGGAUUUACAGCUGCAAGACAACAGAUGAUGCUAUGCAGUUUCAUGUGGAUGUUAAAGCUCCACUUGUGAAGUUUUCAGCUUUAUCUGAGGCUGACCAGAAAAAGGCGGUCAUGGCCGGCUGUCCCAUUGCUCUACAAUGUGAGCUGUCAGACCCCACUGGACAAGUCAGUUGGUACAAGGAUGGAACAAAGCUCCUGCCUCAAAAUGGAGUAGACAUCCAGUCCGAGGGAAAUUUGAGGAGUCUAGUUAUCCCGUCAGCAGAGCGGGCUCACACUGGCAUGUACCGUUGUGAGUCAAAGGAUGAUGACAUCCAGUUCGCUGUGGAAGUAAAAGCACUACCUGUGAAGUUCUCAGAGCUUCAAGAGACUGACAGGAACAAGUUCGUCCAAGAAGGCUCUCCCGUUGUCCUUAGCUGUGAACUCUCUCAUGAUCCUUCUGCUCAUGUCGACUGGUUCAAGGAUGGAAUGAAACUCCUACCACAAAACAAUAUGGAAAUACAGUCAGAUGGCCUAACAAGGACACUACUCAUCCAUUCAGCUGAAAACAUAAAUGCUGGCACCUAUGCAUGCUCAACAUCAGAUGACACCAUCACAUUUAAAGUGGACGUAAAAGGCCGAUCGCCACAGAUCAUGCCAAUGCCACUGUCUGAAAAACACAAGAUCAUUGCAAUUGGUUGUCCAAUUAUCCUGCAGUGUGAGGUCUCAGAUCCUGUUGCCCAGGUUUCCUGGUUUAAAGAUGACGUGGAGCUUUUUUGCAAAACUGGCCUAGAUAUGAAAAGAGACGGCAGCCUGAGAAAAUUAAUGAUUCAUUCUGCUAAGGUCUCUGACUCUGGCCUCUACAGCUGUAGCCUUGCUGAUGAUGUUGUGACAUUCCAUGUGGACGUCGAAGAGCCACCAGUAACAUUUGCUGAUAUCCCAGAAGAGGACCUUUUCAAGAGUGUUGUGGAACAAGAACCGCUUGUUCUCGUCUGUGAAGUAUCAAGGGCUGAUGGUGUUGUCCAGUGGUACAAAGAUGGAACUGAGAUGCAACCAAGAAAUAAUAUCACAAUGAAGGAAGAAGGCACCAAAAGGAAUCUGACAAUUCAUUCUGCCCAACUGUCCGACACAGGCACAUACACAUGCCGUGCAGGAGACAAUGUUUUAAUGUUCAAGGUUAACAUAAGAGAACCUCCGGUGAUGAUAAUCUACCCGAAGGAGGAUGUCCACCUUGAUCGUCACGUCCCUGAGGAAAUUAUUCUGAGUUGUGAAUUGUCUCGUCCCAACGGUGCUGUCAGCUGGUACAAAGAUGGUCAAAAGCUGCAGGAGAGUGAGAACAUCAAGCUGAAGAUUGAAGGCCCCUAUCGACGACUGAAGAUUCUUUCUAGUGGAGUCGAAGAUUCUGGAGAAUACGUCUGUGAUACGGCUGACGAUUCAAUAUUCUUUCACCUCAGUAUUACAGAACCUCCAGUGCUGAUUGUGUCUCCAAGUCAAUCCCAAAUGGAACUUUGCCAGCAGACCUCUGAGAGGAUGGUACUGAGCUGUGAGAUCUCACGGCCCAAUGCAGUGGUGCGUUGGUAUCGAGACGGACUCGAAGUGGAGGAGAAUGACAACCUUAUUCUGGAGGUGGAUGGUGUCUACAGAAGACUUAUUAUACCUGAAACUACUGUCAGAGAUUCCGCCGAAUACGUCUGUGAUACUGCGGAUGACUCCAUGACAUUCUUCGUAAACAUAGCAGAGCCUCCUGUUCGCUUCAUACGGCCAAGGAAGAUGGCAAGUAGAGUAGAGAAACUGGUUGGGGAGACUCUGGUUCUAGACUGUGAGGUUUCAAGAUCAAAUGCUGAGGUCACCUGGAAGAAGAAUGGGGAAGAAGUAGAAGACUCCAGAAAUAUCACCAUCCUUGAGGAUGGUGUCAUGCGUCAGUUAACCAUUCACUCACUAACCGUGGAAUGUUCUGGGCAAUAUGUCUGUGAUGCAAAGGAUGAUGUGAUGGAUUUCCAUAUUAACGUGCAAGAUUUGCCUGUAAAGAUUCUUGGAAAAACAGCCGCAAAAACAGAAAAGCAGUUCUUAGUUUCAGAUGACAUUAUUCUAGUAUGUGAACUAUCAAGAUCCAACGCUUCAGUCAGUUGGUACAAAGAUAAUCAGCUAAUUGAUGACACUGAGCGAUACUGUAGCGAGGAGCAAGGCGUUUUCCGAUCACUGGUAGUCCUAAAUGCUGGGCUCGAAGAUUCCGGAGAGUACACCUGUGAUGCUGUGGAUGAUAAGAUGGUCUUCUAUAUCACUGUCAAAGAGCCUCCGGUACAGAUCAUUGGAAACUCCGGUCAUCCGGAGCAUCAUAUCCUGGUAGCUGGAGAUGACCUUAUAUUAGAGUGUGAGGUGUCUCGGCCAAACGCCACCGUUCAGUGGCUAUGGGAUGGCAAAGUACUGAAACCAGACACUCGUAUAAAAAUUGACAGCUACGACGUUGUGAGGAAGCUUGUUCUCUCUGGACUCCAGCCCUCAGACUCUGGAAAAUACAUUUGCGAUGCCAUUGAUGACAAAUUGGUAACAAUUGUUGAGGUUCAAGAGCCACCAGCCAAGUUUGUGAAUAAAAUAGCAAAUAACAACAUCUCAGGCUAUGAAAAUGGGAGUGUUACACUGUGUGCCAUUGUGAGCCGAGAAAGAGCUAAUGUUCGGUGGCUGAAAGAUGGCCAACUAUUGAACGGGGACAACAUUCACAUAUCCAGUGAGGGUAAUACCCACAAGCUCACCAUUAAUCCCCUGCAGCUGUCAGAUUCUGGAGAAUAUGUCUGUGAUGCAAACACAGAUGAGAUGUAUUUCAGUCUUUUAGUCAAAGAAAUGACGGUGAAAUUUAUCAGACCAUUGGAGAACAUUGUGUCUCUGAAAGGCAGCAGCCUUAUGUUACGUUGUGAGAUCAACAAGCCCAAAGGAGAUGUCCAGUGGCUAAAAGAUGGCAAAGAGGUCUCUCCAAGCCGUCGGCACACGAUAAGGGCACAAGGUCGAGAGCGAAGCUUUACUAUCCACCAACUGCUGGAAGAAGAUGCUGGAGAAUAUGCUUGUGAAUCCACAGAUGACAGGACCUCAGCUACUGUCACUGUAGAAACUCCCCGUGUAUUCGAGUUCAUAGCGGAGCUUCGUAACAUCACUGUCUGUGAGGGAGAAGAUGCUAUAUUUAAGUGCGUGGUUUCACCAGAGGACACUCAGUUGGUGUGGCGCUUAAAUGGAAAGCAAGCAGCUCUGAAUGAGCGCGCUGUCAUUUCAAGCAACGGACUAUGCCACAUGCUCUGCAUCCACAACUGCAUGGUUUCAGAUAGCGGCAGAGUGACAGCUGAUGCAGAGGGGUUGGUAUCAGAGGCAGAACUCCAGGUUCAAGAGCAACAGGUGUUGUUCACCAAGAAAAUGACACCAUUUGUAGCUGAGGAGUACAGUGAGGCAACUCUAGAGGUGGAGGUGAGUCUAGAUUCGGGAGAGGUGCAGUGGAUGAGGCAAGGGAUGCUGAUCCACCCUGGAGCCAAGUAUACUGUGAAACACAAGGGCCGAAAACACAGUCUCACCAUCCACAAACUGGCCAUGUCUGACCGGGGCACCUACAGCUGUGAAACCCUCCAUGACCGCACGCAAGCCCAGCUCACAGUGGAACCUCGAAAAAUCACAAUCAAGAGAGGGCUGACUGACGUAAAAACCACAGAGAGAGAAACGACGUCUUUUGAGGUGGAGCUCUCCCAUCCCAAUGUCCCUGGCACCUGGAAGAGGAACGGAAUCCAGCUUAAGCCGACAAAUCACUUCCGUAUGAGUGCCAAAGGAGAAGUCCACAGCCUCACUAUCUCUAACCUCUCAGUAGAAGACACUGGCACCUUUAUGUUCUGUGUAGAGAAUUUGAAGACGUCUGCAAGGCUUGUUGUGAAGGAGCCCCCAGUGACAAUUUUCAGAAAACUGGAAGACCAGAAAGUACCUGACGGGGCGGUAAUCUCCAUAGAGUGUGAGCUAUCAAGACAUAAUGUUGAUGUGAAAUGGAUGAAGGAUGGGGUUGAGGUGAAGCCAGGCAAGGACUUGCGCAUUUAUGCAAUGGGAAGGAAGCGUUUUCUUCAGAUCAUGAAAUGUCGCGUCAGUGAUUCUGGCAUAUACACCUGCGAUGCCGGAGAUGUUACUACAUCCUGCACUGUGGAGGUCUAUGAGCGUGAGCUGCUCACCCUGCAGGGCCUCCAGGACCUGGACAUCCAGGAAGAUCAGAAUGCUGUGUUUGUUUGUGAGCUCUCAGUGGAGGAUGUACAGGGAGAAUGGUACAGAAAUGGGGAGAGGAUACAACCCACCAGCACCAUCAAGAUCCGCCAGGAAGGCACCAAACAUUUUCUUCUGAUGUGCAAUGUGCGAGCAGAGGACUCUGGAGAGAUCAAGUUCGUCGCCAGACAUGUUGAAUCAGUCGCUUACCUGGAGGUGGAAGAGCUCCCUGUCAACAUUGUGAAACCUCUGCAGGAUAAGACCGCCCUUGAGAAGAGCCGUGUGAUCCUCGACUGCACUGUGUCUAACCCCAGAUGUAGUAUCCGCUGGUACAAAGGCAGCAAUGUCAUCCUGCCCUCCGAGCGCUUUGAGAUCUGCAGUGAAGGCUGUUACCGCAAACUGAUCCUCCAGCAGGUGGCGCUAGACGAUGAGGGCAUGUACAGUGUGCAGGUUGGAGAGUAUACAUGCUCUGCAAAACUGACAGUGGAGGCCCAGUCGGUGUUAAUGGUCAGAGAACUGAAGGAUGUGGAAGUCAUGGCCCCUGAUGAAGCCUGCUUCGAAUGUGAGGUCUCGGCCCCUGUCGUCAAAUCUCCUGUGUGGAGUAUGAAUGGGGAGCCCUUAGAGCCGAGCUCUCAGGUUUGCCUGGAGAGGGUGGGCACAGUCCACAGGCUGACCCUCAGACAAACCUCCCCGGACAUGAAUGGAGUGGUGGAGUUCACCGUGGGGAAAGCAAAAAGCAGAGCCCAGCUUCGGGUGCUGAGUGAUCCAUGAGUGACGUCUUCUUCAUCUGUCGUCGGCUCAUUUAAACGGAUGGAUUAUUAAACUGAUGCUUUUAAGUUCGCAUUGCUUAUGUAUUUACAAACGGUAUGUCUCAAAAAAUGGUUUAAACAGGGUUUUGAUGGAUUUUCAUGCAGUUCAGUAAAUCCAGGGAGUUGGUUUUCCUUCAGCAACUUGCAUUUGAGGAACUAAAAUUCUGUUCAUAUAAAAUGUGUCAUAGUCAGUGUGUUAAUAAAUGUUAAGGGAUUCCUUUAUCAUAAUACAAAUUGCAGUUUGGAUGUAAAUAAUGUCCUGUGUGCACAGAUCCGACAGUAACUGUGUUAUGGAAAUUUAAACUGAAUGUGUAUCAGUGACAAUAAAAAUCUGAUUUGAAUACUGUAAAGAUCAAAUGACUUCACUAGUGGGAAGUAUGGUUGUUCAUGAAACAAUAUUAUGUGAGUUCAGAGUUUUACACACAGCAGUUUGAAUGCAAUCCAGCCCCAAUGCAAGUCAGGAAAAAAUAAACAAAAAAAACAAAUAGAUGCCAUCUUGGUCGUUUGUAAAAUUCUGUUCCCCGUGUUCGAAACAGUGGCCUGCUGGUGAUUUUGUCUAUUCAGAUAAGUUUAAGAAUGAAUGAAAGCAAAAUACAUUUGUGAAUCUUUAACCAGCACCAUGUGUAAUUGCGCAGUUUUUUCUGCAGUACCACUUGACUUGCUCAGUGUAAUUUCCCCGUGUAUCAGAGCAUGGGUUUGUGUUGUGACAGCGAGCAUUCUCUGACAGCAGCAGAUAUUACCAUAAAGAAAAUGCAAUGUUAGUUUCCAGUUGAAAAUGGCCAUGUAGCCAUCUCACAUUUGCAUUUUGCUUCAGGCUUUGAAGAUGAUCUUCUAAGCAACAGUUAAGUAAUUCAUUACAUUUAACAAUUCAUGUCUGUUUUCAUCAUUUGUCCAUUGUAUAGACUUUUUUUUUAUGGUGAAACCUGAAGUUCAAGUUUGAAUGAAGAGAGUUCUGUCUUGCAGCAAGGGGCUUGUAAUGUAAAUACACUGGGCCAAAAAUCAGGUAAUUGAGGAAAGAAAUAGGUAAAUAAUUACUUGAUCACCUUGAUUGAUAAAUCAGGGCAUGCUAGUGUUAUUGUUGAGUGGGUGUUAUGUUUGAACUUAAAGAAGAAUGAUAGUUACUUUCAUAUGAAAUUUGUUCCAUAUUCCAUUUUUCCAUUUGACUUGUUUCCACCUCUGCCAUGUUGUGUUGAGCGUUAGGUAUGUGAAAAAAAAAAAAAGUACUGUAGUGAAAUAUGACCUGUUUCAA